Messenger RNA from Manis pentadactyla (Chinese pangolin), 765 nucleotides. RefSeq names its product lipase I (gene LIPI). Lineage: Eukaryota; Metazoa; Chordata; Mammalia; Pholidota; Manidae. Gene Ontology annotation, molecular function: lipase activity. The record is from RefSeq and is a predicted model, not a curated record. The transcript has 6 exons.
AUGAAUAACCUUGCUCCUAUAUCUUUGCGCUUGUGUGGUUGUACUUCUGUGGAAAAGUAUCUCGAAUGUUUAGUGGCUGAGUCAAAGGUUCUUUUGCUUCAUUUUAACACUUAAGGAAUUGAAUUUAUUAAAUGCGACCACCAGAGAGCAGUUUACUUGUUCAUGGCAGCUUUGGAAACAAACUGCAAUUUUAUUUCAUUUCCUUGUUCUUCAUUCAAAGAUUAUAAAAUUGGUUCAUGUGUGGAUUGUGACGACUUUAAGAAAAAAUCUUGUCCUUGGCUAGGUUAUCAAGCUGAGCUAUGAAGAAAUGUUUUAAAAGAAAGAAUAGAAAGAAAAUCUCUUAGGACCACUGUGUUUUUGGAUACUACUUGUACAAAUCCAUACUGUACCUAUUAUUUUGUUCUUAGUAUAAUUGCUCUGAAUAAAACUAUGAAGAAUGGCUGUAUUGCAUUUAAAUUAUUGAAUCAGCUUGGAAUGACUGAGUUGCCAAGACUCUAUGAGAAGAACAAAUCAUUUUAUAUAUUUCAAGAAGUCAAGAUUCUUGCCCAAUUUUUAAAUUAUGUUGUAAAUAUUUCAAGCAUUGCUUUGGCAUAUUUUCAGAGCUCAAAUCAGCAAUGUUCCACAUGCAAAUAUAGCAUCCGGCGUCUCAUGUUAAAAUCACUUACGUAUCCAGAAAGACCACCACUUUGCAUGUAUAAUUUUGAACUUAAAGAAAGUGAGGAAGUAUUUCUCAAUCCAACCACCUAUAAACCAAAGGGAAUAUAA